AUGGGAGACUCAGCUGGUAUAGUCUCGGUGCCACCGAAAAGCAUCAAAUUCGCCAUAGAUGUUUGGGCCUCGGUUCCAGGACAGAAAGAUGUCGUCCUCAAGCUUCUUUCAGUCGACCCGGAUAACUACGACGAUGCGCCCUCCGAAGGAAUCCGGAGGGUGUUGGAGAUCGUCUCGGGGCGGGAGAUCAGUCGUCGAAGUCCCAUACCGAAAGAUCUCAUCCAUUCCAUACGCAUGGGAACGACAGUCGCGACAAAUGCACUGCUCGAGAGAAAAGGAAGGCGUCAUGCCUUCAUUGUAAGCAAAGGUUUCGGUGAUUUGAUUGAGAUUGGACACCAAUCUAGACCAAAGCUGUUUGAACUCGGCAUCAGAAAGCCGGAGCUGCUUUACUCGGAGGUUGUCGAGAUCUCAGAGCGCAUUACUGUGGAGUGCUUCGACGAAGACACGACAAACUCGCGUCCGGCUCCUAAGGAGUCGCCUGGUUUAUUCGUCAAGGGUAUCACCGGGGACAUCCUCCGCAUUUUGCAACCCUUGGACGAGGCAGAAGUUACCACAAAGCUCGAGAAGUUGAAGGCGAAAGGGAUUGACACUUUGGCGGUCUGUCUCGUGCAUUCGUAUUUGUAUCCCAAGCAUGAAGAGAGGGUCGCAGAAAUUGCCAAGGGCAUGGGCUUCAACCAUGUCUCGAUCUCUUCAGAGGUUGGAGGAAACAUGAUAAAAAUGAUAUCACGCGGCAGCUCAGCCUCGGCAGAUGCCUACCUGACUCCAGAGAUCGUACAGUACGUGGAUGGCUUUGCCCGAGGUUUUGACGGCGGCAACCUUGACGGAGUCUCUUGCGAGUUCAUGCAGAGCGAUGGCGGACUCGUCAGUCACAAGAACUUCAAUGGUCUUCGAGGUAUCUUGAGUGGUCCUGCAGGUGGUGUUGUAGGGCAUGCGCGGACUUCUUACGAUUGCCAAUCUCCCGUUGUCGGUUUUGAUAUGGGCGGAACAUCCACAGACGUCAGCCGGUACGGAGGAUCCUUCGAGCUUGUCUUCGAGACUGUCACGGCUGGUGUAUCGAUCCAAAGUCCUCAGUUGGACAUCAACACUGUUGCAGCAGGUGGAGGAAGCAUGCUCUUUUGGAAGAACGGAAUGUUCAAAAGUGCUGGAGCACAUCCAGGCCCGGCUUCCUAUCGCAAAAGCGGCCCACUGACGGUGACCGACGCCAACCUCUUCCUCGGGAGACUGGUCCCCGAAUACUUCCCUGCCAUAUUCGGCCCUGAAGAGAACCUCCCACUUGAUUCCAGUAUUGUAACACAGAAGUUCAAAGAGAUCACAGCGAAGAUCAAUGCCGACGCGGGGAGAUCCAUGACACCAGAAGAGGUCGCUCAUGGUUUCAUUGAUGUUGCGAACGAGUCAAUGUGCCGUCCAAUUCGAGCUCUGACCGAGGCCCGAGGAUUUGAGACCGCUCAACACAACCUAGCUACCUUUGGUGGAGCUGGUGGGCAACACGCCUGUGAGAUUGCAGCCAAGCUAGGCAUUCAUCGAGUCGUCAUGCACAAAUACUCUAGCAUUCUAUCGGCCUAUGGGAUGGCUCUUGCAGAGGUCGUACAAGAAGCAAGAGAGCCUAGCUCGGAAACUCUUGGAGAAGACGCGUUAAUACGAUUGGAGGAGAAGUUUCACCUUCUGAAGCAGCGGGCUUCUGAUGGCUUGCUUGCUCAGGGAAUCACGACCUCAUCUAUCGUACACGAGGAGUACUUGAACUUGCGAUAUCAUGGCACCGACACCAAUUUCAUGAUUCUUCGACCCGCGGAUGGCGAUUGGCUAUCUGCACUAGAGAGGGAACAUUAUCGAGAGCUAUCCUUCACUUUCCCUCGGUCAAGGAGAGUUCUGGUUGACGAUGUCCGAGUUCGUGGAAUCGGGAAGAGCGGGGAGGUCACCAAAGACAGUGACACCUUGAUUCAAGAACUAAGCGAACUUUGCUUCCAAGACCAGUCAAAAAACGUGAAUAUGAUGAAAGAAGUCUAUUUCGCAAAUGGCGGGCGACAACAGACCAAAGUAUUCCGUCUCGAUGACCUGAAGCCUGGAAGCAUGAUUCCCGGGCCCGCCAUCAUCAUCGACAAGACUCAGACAAUCAUCGUCGUACCCGGGGCACAAGCCAAGGUUCUCACGUCUCACGUUGUCGUUGACCUAGCCCAAGAAGGAUCUCAAGACAUUAGUAGCGGCGAGCUGAUUGUCGAUCCAAUCAAACUCAGUAUCUUUGGGCACAGGUUUAUGGGAAUAGCAGAGGAGAUGGGCAGGACGCUGCAAAAGACCAGCAUCUCGCUGAACAUCAAGGAGCGGUUGGACUUCUCAUGUGCCAUCUUUAGUCCGAAUGGUGAGCUGGUGGCCAACGCACCGCAUGUGCCAGUGCACCUAGGAAGCAUGAGCUACGCGGUAAAGUAUCAGCAUCAGCUACACCGGGGGAAACUAAGGCCGGGCGAUGUGCUUGUUUCAAACCACCCGGAAUCCGGAGGGACACACUUGCCAGACAUAACCGUCAUCACACCGGUAUUUGAUGACGACGCGAGGACAAUUUGCUUCUACACUGCAUCAAGAGGUCACCACCUCAACAUCGGCGGAUAUAGGGGCAACUCCAUGCCGCCUGACUCUGUAGAGCUCUGGCAAGAGGGCGCCUCAAUCAAGUCAUUCUUCCUUGUGAGAGAUGGCCACUUCGACGAAGAAGGCAUCACAGCCAUUCUUCUAGAACCGGGCAAUUUCCCCGGCUGCAGUGGCUCCAGAAACUUGGGCGACAACCUGUCAGACCUCAAGGCCCAGGUCGCCGCCAACACCAAAGGGAGCAACUUGAUCAGGGACUUGAUGAAGGAGUACAGCCGCCCAGUCGUUCAUUUCUACAUGGACAAAAUCCAGGAAAACGCCGAGGUGGCUGUUCGAGAAUAUCUCAAGUCAGCGCACCGACGUUUCGGAUCCAAACCUCUGACGGCCACGGAUUAUCUGGACAACGGCUCGAUGAUGACGGUUAGAAUCAGUAUUGACGAGACGGGCUUCGCAACUUUGGACUUUACAGGCACCUCGUGCGAGAUGCUUUCCAACAUGAACGCUCCACCUGCAAUCACGUAUUCGGCAUUGAUCUACACACUGCGCCUCCUCAUCGGCUCUGACAUUCCCCUAAACCAAGGCUGCUUAGCCCCGACCAAAGUCAUCCUCCCAAAGAACACCUUCCUCAACCCUUCUAGCAAGGCCGCAGUCUGUUGCGGGAACACUCUCACCUCACAACGACUCGUGGACCUCCUGCUCAAAGCCUUCCAGGCCGCGGCCGCCUCGCAGGGCUGCAUGAACUGCUUCGGAUUCUUUGGUAACUGCCUUGAGCCAGGCGCUAAGGAAGACGAAGGUAAUGAGGCCGACGAUAGCAGUGGGUUCGCCUUUGGCUACGGCGAGACCAUCUGCGGUGGCGAAGGCGCGGGGCCGACCUGGCACGGCGCCUCGGGCGUUCAGGUGCACAUGACCAACACACGGACCACAGACAUCGAGAUCAUCGAGAAGCGCUACCCCGUGCUGCUGCGCGAAUUCUCCAUCCGCAAGGGCAGCGGCGGCAAAGGGCGCUUCAACGGCGGCUGCGGUGUCGUGCGCGACUGGGAGUGUCGUUACCCGCUGACGUUCGGCAUCAUCUCUGAGCGGAGGGUCCACCAGCCGUUCGGAAUGGACGGUGGAGAACCCGGGGAGAGCGGCGCCAACUAUUGGGUGCAGAAGUUGGAAGAUGGUAGCGAGAGAUGGGUUAACAUUGGGUCGAGAGGCCAGAUCAACAUGAAGACUGGUGACCGUUGUGUGAUCCACACGCCUGGAGGGGGUGGCUGGGGAGUGCCUUGCGAUGAGGCAGCGUCCUCGACCGACUUGAACAAGAUAGUAAAGGACACCGACGGCCCUCUGCACGUAAAGUCCGCUUAUCCGCGCGCAGCUGGAAGCUUUCAUAAUUUCUCUGCAGCUCAGGAGGCGUCGUCUUAG
Molecule: messenger RNA, 3978 nt
Organism: Diaporthe amygdali
Lineage: Eukaryota; Fungi; Ascomycota; Sordariomycetes; Diaporthales; Diaporthaceae
Exons: 9
Coding region: 1-3978 (1325 amino acids)
Biological process (GO): glutathione metabolic process
Cellular component (GO): cytosol
Molecular function (GO): 5-oxoprolinase (ATP-hydrolyzing) activity
Source: RefSeq, a predicted model, not a curated record